Amoebophrya sp. A25 is the source of this 531-nucleotide messenger RNA. The record is from the annotation of a GenBank genome assembly. Lineage: Eukaryota; Dinophyceae; Syndiniales; Amoebophryaceae.
GAUGAUGGUCUCGAAGAUGGAGACGCAGUUGGAGUAGAUGGUGAUCGUUCGCCUUCUAUCGCAGACGUUGGCUCUUCAUCUUCAUCGUUGCUUAGUAAGGGUAAGAUGUCACACAGAAGGACAACAACUUCUUCUUCUGGGAGAAAGAGCUCCUCAAAACUACGUGGGUCAUCAUCAUCACCGGGGAGAAAUCGCAAGAAAAGUCCGUCCUUAGUCUCUUCGCCCUCUGCCGCGGUAGCAAAGCAAGCCUUACGUCCUUUGAGGAAUCUAGAAGCACAAUCAGCAGCGUUGAUGAAACUACGCUUGAAAUUCUGCGUCCGAAAAGAUUUUCAGAGUCUGCAAGCAGAGUCACCAAAGCCGUUUUGGCCACAGGAUUUGCCAUGGUCCAUGCGUCUACGAGGUGGAUGUUUGGAGAUUCUUGUGUACGUUUUGGAAACGUUGAAAAGAGAUAGGAUGCGUAGAGCUUUGAAUGCUUUGCUGAAAUGGACGUUGGAGAAGACCGCGCUGAGGGAAAGGGAGAGGGAGUUAUGA